AUGAGCUACCUCUUUGACCUGCCAACCACGUCGGCCGUCUCCUUUGCCGAUGUCCUCAUCGACGCAUCAGGAUCUUCUGCUCGCGCGCCUCAGCUGGCAGCUUGUACAGCCGCAAGAGGCCGAGUACGGUCCCAGCUCAAGCUAGCCAAGCGCGCCGCCAAGCGGUCUGCCAAAGGCGACAAGACUGGCUCAAGCCUUCACGGUCCUGACUGGGAAGCGAUCAUCAAGGCAUGCCCAUCGCGAUUCCAGGUCACGCAAGAGUACAUACCUCUUGUGGUCAGCUUGCAAGAUUGCAUCGAUAGAGACAGCUUACUUUGCAAGACUGAACCCGUCUUUGCAUGGCGCCCAGUACUCUCCUCGCGUCUUACCCGUCGACCAGCUCGUUUGGUCCUGCCGUCUUUACGGUACGAACUCGCGGCAGUGCUUCUCACGCAUGCGCUCGCAUUGGCCAACGCUGCAUCUGCUCGCGUCCUGUCGCUUGGCCCAUACGAACAUGACAAGAUGCUCGCAGAGAGCCAACGUAAAGCGAAUGACGAAGCUAUCAAUUCUGAUGCCAAUAUGCUCACUCGUGCUAGCGCAAUCAUGACCUACCUCUCUGCCGAGCUAUUGCCUGUCUGCGAGACGAAAGCACCCUCUGUCAAAGAAUUGCCUGCCGACUUGACGAAGGAACUCACCUUUGCCCUUUCAAAGGUCUUGAUGGCUGAUGCUGAGCGCUUGGCGAUACGGCGGCUGCUCUCUCGCUCCAGCGCAGAUACAGCUCUCCGGCCCGGCCCGCCAUUACCCAGGACGCACCCCUCGCCCGGUCUACUCGCAAAGCUGUAUCUGAACGUCUAUGAGCAUUACGACGCAGCAAGGAGUACAGCCAAACUCGUAGGCGGUCAACGCAAGACCGAGGAUGCUCAUCUGUCCAACGACGCCAAGUCGAUCGUCCUGCAAAGCUUUCGAACGUACUUAUCUGAUGGUCGCGCCGCCUCACUGGCUAUCGGUUACAAGUGGCUGGGAGUAGAAGCGGGCGAGAGAAUGAGCAAGUACGGUGAAGCGAUAGGUUGGCUGAAGCUGGCGAGAGAAGCUCUGCAAGAUCUUGUGUCCAGUGGCAAACCUUUGGCCAGUCUGCUCGGCAGGAACAAGGCAAGAGCAGGGCGAAAGAGCCAUCUCGAAGCCGAGCUGGCCAGUGUUGAGAUGUUCCUGACGAGCUAUACUCAGCUAAACGAGACAAUCACCUUCGAGCCUGUGACGACUGCUGCAACGCUACUCACACGGGUGCCAGCCGGUCGCUCUGCAAUGACGGUCCCAAAGUAUGAGCUGCCUAAGCCAAUCUUCUCCACGACAAAAUCAUCAAUCGACAUGUCGAGCAUGCAGCUCGCAUUGGAGGGUCUGGAUGGAGGAGGAGAUGGCGCCGGCAGUGAAGAUUCGGACGACGAUAGUGAUGAGCAGACCGGCCCUUCGAUAGGCCGUUACGCAGGGGCGGGAUCGUACUUCUGA
Molecule: messenger RNA, 1482 nt
Organism: Mixia osmundae IAM 14324
Lineage: Eukaryota; Fungi; Basidiomycota; Mixiomycetes; Mixiales; Mixiaceae
Exons: 6
Coding region: 1-1482 (493 amino acids)
Biological process (GO): cellular response to pH
Cellular component (GO): plasma membrane
Source: RefSeq, a predicted model, not a curated record